AUGUAUUCGACGGCCGACGAGCCAAACAGCAUAUGGACGAAAACCCUUCCGAGCCCCUCCAAGCUUGCAGAAAUAUCCUACGAUUCGGCGUACAUCGCCUCGGUUGGCUUUCACGACCGCCUCGUCAAGGUGUGGCGCCGUCUCACGUACGGCGCUGAAGACGUGCGCUUCGACUUGGCCUACCUGCGACACCCAGAUAUUGUGACAAGUAUCCGAUGGCGAAAACCUUAUCAUAUCGAACAAACUGUCCAAAAUGUGCUUUAUACUGCAUGUGUCGACAACAAGAUUCGCAUUUGGACGGGGUCCGACCCCCAUGCCCCCCAGCAACUGAAUCUGUGGGGGACCAUUGAUCUGGCUUCGGCAUUCCGGGAGCAGAGUCUCAGGACCGUGAGCCCCCCUACAACAUUUCUGGCCUUCAUCAUCGACGGCAGGGACAUAUCCGCUGCUACGGAGCUAGCUGUACAACGCAACCCGAUUCAGCACGGAGAACAAGAUAACGCUCUUGAGCACCUGAUUUCCCUUGCAAAUAAGAGCCCUGAGCUAUGUGUCGCCUUCAACGGUGCUGGGGAAACGGCUGUCUUUGUAUUAGAAGACGUAGGGUCUAAAUCCAGCAAGUCCACGGCCGCGAACUUAUCUCGAUUCAAGCCGCAAGACCUCGAAUUUAUGUGCAGCCAGCACGUUGUGGUACAAAGUUAUUGUGACCGGCGGACUGGGCGACUACGUAUCUUGUUUCACGACUUUGAGGGCCAAAUACAUGUUUACGAAUCUGACUUGGUGGACUUCCUCAGCCCGGCCGCCGACCAUAAUUGCCUUUCUCGGCAAUGUAUGUGGUCUGGGCACUCGGCUCCUAUCAAGAAGAUGGUCCGAAAUUUUAGCGGGCGAGCAGUGGUUUCCAGGACAGCGGAAGGCGAAAGCAUCGUCUGGACUCAUAACGGCAACACCAAAUCAGGAUUAUCGCGACAGAGUGUCAUUCCAGGUAGUGGACAUAUUCACCGCAUAUGUGUUCUCCGAAAAGGCCGCUUUGUCAUUUUUCUGGAGCAUAACACCAUAAAUCUCUGGGAUUGCCGGUUGCCAAAGGCCAUGUUGUUGGCACGUCAGUCCUAUGAGAUUGCUGGCAAGCCUCUGUGUUUGGUGAUACUGCCUAGGCAGCCACACGAGGAGUACGCAGUAGCCCAUAUUGCAACUGUCACCUCGGAACAGCAGGGUCUCGUUUGGAAGGUCAAUCUCCCGCAGUAUUCACGCCGAGGGUCCGAAACUUGUGUCAACGGGCGCGAUGAGGGUUCGAUACAGGAGUACUGCAGGUUUCAACUUGACAAUAUCGAAGGUCUUGCCUACGUCUUGCCUGUUGACCCGGCAGGCUCUGCACCUGUUACAUCCGGCUUUCUUGACGUCUUUGCUAAGGAUAUUGCUAUUUCCUACACGCAUUCUGGGCGGGUUGAUUUCUGGACAGCCCGUGUCGACUAUACAGAAGACAGGGUUGGAUGGCUUUCAACGUGUUCAGCCGAAACGGGACUUUCGGAGCCAGCGUUGGUGAGCGGCAGUACACUCAAGAAAGCGGCACUUGUCGAUUCAACCAGGUCCCAGCUAUCCAUUUGGGACAUCGGAGCUGCUCGACUCGAAUUCACACAAAACUACGGAACUAACAACAUAAUUCAGGACCUUGACUGGACAUCCACUCCAGACUCACAGUCAAUACUGGCGGUGGGCUUCCAGUCCAAGGUUGUUCUAUUAUGUCAGAUGCGUUUUGACUAUCUCAAUAAAGGACCGGCGUGGGCUGCUGUGCGAGAGAUCAGCAUUCGAGAGCUCACUCCCCAUCCCAUAGGCGAUUCGACCUGGCUUGGUGAUGGGCAUCUUGUUAUCGGUUCUGGCAACCAGAUGUUUGUUCACGGAAGAGAAUAUGAUCUUUCUGGCUCGUUGGUAAAGAGCUUACAACUUCCCCAUAGAAAGAAUGGCGUAUGGGAUUUAUUUGAAGCUGUUCAACGAUUUAAUGGUCCACUGCCAAUCUUCCACCCACAGUUUCUGAGUCAGAGCAUUCUUGCAGGAAAGAGUAUAGCGGUGCGAAAAGUGCUUAUGUCUUUGUACAAGACACUCAAGUUUCACGUCGCAGAUGAACCCAUCGACGACUACCUUGGACUCGAUCCAUCUGAGUUUUACCAGGACGAGGUACCAACCUUCCUUUAG
This is a messenger RNA of Colletotrichum chrysophilum, 2181 nucleotides long. RefSeq lists its product as uncharacterized. The record is from RefSeq and is a predicted model, not a curated record. The transcript has a single exon. Gene Ontology annotation, cellular component: RAVE complex. The coding region runs from base 1 to 2181 and encodes 726 amino acids. Gene Ontology annotation, biological process: vacuolar acidification. NCBI's taxonomy places the organism in Eukaryota, Fungi, Ascomycota, Sordariomycetes, Glomerellales, Glomerellaceae. Gene Ontology annotation, molecular function: protein binding.